UAUCUCGCGUGAGUAUUGAAGCUAUUCGUUCUAAAAUUAAUUCAAUUAAGGCCAACUAUGGCAGGUUUUGAUCAAUUAAAUUGAGGUUAAUCGAGCAAACGGAAUUUGGAGCACGUAGCCAUUCCGAAAUAAUAUUAAUUUUCAUUGAGCCGCGAUACGUCGUGUGUUUACGCUGUUGGCUUGAGCUUGGAAAAUUAGGAGUUUUUCUCUCUCAAUUGACGAGUGCAUCAGUUUGGCUGGGUUAUUUUAAUGGCAGAUACUGCAACUUCGGGUACUGAAAGUACUUCUACACCGAUUGAAAAAGGAUGGCCAGCAUUGAAACAGCAAAUUAUUCAAGAUAAAAUUAAAGUAGCACAAUGGGCAAUACGUCUUGUAACCAUUCUGUUCACUUUUGCAUAUUUACUUCCAAUAUUUGGAAGCCCAUACGAUGCCUACUACAAAGUAUUACUUAGUUGUACAGCAACAAACAUUCUGCGCCUUCAUCAACGGUUACCACGAAUUUCAUUCACUAGGGAAUUUUUGACAACUCUAUUCCUUGAAGACUCAUUUCAUUAUCUAUUUUACACAUCAAUUUUCCAGUAUACUUCACCUGUUACACUGGUCAUUGUUCCAGUAUUCCUCUUUGCCUUGCUGCAUUCAGCAAGCUAUUCUUUGACGCUUCUUGAUUGUUUGGGACAAAACAGUUGGUGGGGAGCUCGUUUAUUGAUUUCAAUAGUUGAGUUCCAGUCUCGCAAUAUUUUAAAACUCUGUGCACUUUGUGAAAUUCUUGUUAUGCCCUUGACUGUAUUACUUAUUUUCACUGGAAGAGCUGGGCUUCUCACUCCUAUUGUAUAUUACCAAUUCUUGCAACUGCGCUUGGCUUCUAGGAGAAACCCCUUUACACGCAACGUUUUCAUCGAAAUCACCAAUACCUUUAGCACAAUUGCUAUGAAACCAAGUGUGCCUGAAAUUCUGCGUAGAAUAAUCGGGAGUCUUGUCGAACUUAUGCGCCGAUUAACUCCUGUUCAUCAGUAAAAUGAUGAUUUGAAGCAAUCUGUUACAAAUUAUGCGAAUUUUGAAGUUUUAAGUAAACACGUCUCGGUGACUGAUAUGCUUUGUGACUCUCAAAGUUUCAAAAAUUACAAGGAUUUUUGUAUUUUUUAAGAAUAAGUAAUGAUUUUCAAAUGUUACCAUUUUUGUUAUAGCAAAUGAACUCUGCAAAUUUUUGGCCAUAUGCCUCAAUCUCUUACCUUCUACAUAUUUUUAUUCCAAUUUAUGUGAAAAAUUCAGUAUACAUAAUUUAUCACUUAUAUAUUUUCCUAAAUGAAUUAAACUGUCACGGUGCAAAUAUUUUAACGAAUUAUAUAGAUUUUAUUAAAGAGAAAUAACAGUAAGGGAUUUGCUCAUCGUUUUUUAUACAUGGCAAAAAUAACAUUGUAAGUACACGUCUAUGUCUUUAGACAAAUUUUAACACUUAUUAAUAAUGGUGUAAAAGGUCCAAAUUUACAAUCAAUAGAUGAGAUUCAAUUUUCAUCUUUGAAUAAUAAUUAGAUGAUUAGAGAUUUACCUACAUUCCUUUAAUGUAAUAACUAUAGUAAAUAUUAUUCAAAGAUGGAUUAUCAGGUACAGAGAUCAUUUUUUAAAUUAAUAGGAGUUAAAAUUGUCCAAACAUCAGUACUUGCCUAUUUUAAUAUGAUAAUCUAGAGGUCCUAAACGUUUGUAUGAAAGAUAGCUUUUUGUUGCAGUUUGAUCAAAACAUUUGUGUACAUUUUGUAUGUGAUAAAAAGAAAACGAAAAAAAGAUCAACAUUAUGAUCUAUUAUUUAGUCUUAUUUGUUUCAAGUAUCCUUAGUUAAGAUUCAGUUAAAUGCUAGGGAAAAAAUGAUAAAUGAAAUGUUGACACGUAUUUGAUAGUUAUUUGCAUUCUAUAUUCCAUGGUUGGAGCACCGAUUAUACAGUAAUUGUAUAUUUGUAUAAGUAUACAUAAUCGUUUUGUAACAAUUUAUCAUGAGUUCGUUUUACACGGGUAGGGAAGCUAAGAAAAUUUGACUAAAAACAAUAUUAUAAUAGCCUAAGAUCAGUGGUUUGUUGUAAAUGUUAUAAUUAUGAUCGGCGAUGUCUAGGAAUAUGUCACGACCUUCAGAUAUUGCAAUUAUGUAUUUGACAGUUCGAUUGUAUGCUGUGGUCUAUGGUUGUUUUUUCAAAUAAAAUAACAAAAUGUUGAUAAAAAAA
Nasonia vitripennis (jewel wasp) is the source of this 2210-nucleotide messenger RNA. It is a transcript of the gene Kr-h2, whose product is annotated as Krueppel homolog 2. The transcript is spliced from 6 exons. Gene Ontology annotation, biological process: membrane organization; endoplasmic reticulum tubular network organization. Gene Ontology annotation, cellular component: endoplasmic reticulum; membrane. The coding region runs from base 250 to 1014 and encodes 254 amino acids. Lineage: Eukaryota; Metazoa; Arthropoda; Insecta; Hymenoptera; Pteromalidae. The record is from RefSeq and is a predicted model, not a curated record.